AUGGUUGAUGUAGACGUGCGAGCCCUCACCCAGCCUGUGGGGAUCAUGCGUAUAAUGGCAGCCAUCCUCACUUGUAUGUGUUUUAGCGUGGCAGCAACAGCAGGAUAUAGCUCAUCUUCCUACUGGGCAUGGUGCAUGUUCACUUGGUGCUUCUGCUUCUUCUUCAGCUGUCUCAUUGUCAUCCUGGAGUUCACCACUGUCAGCGCCAAAGUACCUUUUGCCUGGGAUGACUUCACUGCUGCCUUCGCAAUGCUGGCGUGCCUCAUGUGCCUGAUUGUCUCCAUCAUCUACCCCACCUUUUUCACCUGCAAGAGCUGCCACCGGGCCAUCGGCGCCUCUGUGGUUUCCUGGGUUUGUUUUGCCAUAUAUGCAGGUGAGGUGGUCUUAACACGCCUUCAUCCUCGCGGGGAAACCAGCGGGUUCCUCUCCACAGUGCCUGGGAUAAUGAAGAUGCUGGAGACCUUCAUUGCUUGUCUCAUCUUUGUGUCACUGGAGAGAGGCCAGUACACUGGUAAUUCAGGACUCCAGUGGUGUGUGGCUGUGUACUCCUUGUGUUUCAUCGUUUCCAUCAUUAUAAUCCUGCUGACCCUCGGACAGCUGACCUCUUUCUUUCCGUUGUCCUUUGACAAGCUGGUGAUUGUCUAUAACAUUUUGGCAGCAGUGAUGUACACAACAGCAAUGGUGAUCUGGCCACUGUAUAGCUUUGAUAAAAACAAAACAAGACCCUCUGACUGCGGCCACUUCUGCCCCUGGGAUAAACUGGUGGUGGUCACCUUCAUGACAAUCUUUAACUUUAUUGUUUACACCCUGGACACUAUUUACUCCAUACGUCUUGUGUUCUGUACCACCAGUCAGUGA
Messenger RNA from Archocentrus centrarchus (flier cichlid), 858 nucleotides. RefSeq names its product myeloid-associated differentiation marker homolog. The record is from RefSeq and is a predicted model, not a curated record. Bases 1 to 858 code for a protein of 285 amino acids. The transcript has a single exon. NCBI's taxonomy places the organism in Eukaryota, Metazoa, Chordata, Actinopteri, Cichliformes, Cichlidae. Gene Ontology annotation, cellular component: membrane.